Messenger RNA from Schistosoma turkestanicum, 967 nucleotides. Lineage: Eukaryota; Metazoa; Platyhelminthes; Trematoda; Strigeidida; Schistosomatidae. The record is from the annotation of a GenBank genome assembly.
GAACGCGCGAUAAAAGUCCACAUCGUCGUUCGUAACGCAUUCGAAACCUUUCUCUAUCAACCCCUGAUAAUCUCACCCGCUGCUCCUCGCACCCCCCAGCACACUAGGUCCCUCCUGGAUAAACGAAAACCAACCAACGGCUUAAUUAACACAUUACUUGUCUUGAAUAUAUCUCUUCAGUUGAUUUUAAGUAACUGCUCUUUCAAGACUAUAGCGAAAGAUAAUCCAACAAAACGGUAUUAUUUCUACCCUUUCUAAAGACAAUGUCUCGUAGUAAAUAUCCAAAGAAGAAAUACAGAUGUCCAUUUUCAAUCAAAUGUUUCUCUUGUAAACAUGACGAAAAUAUUACUCUAGCUUUUGAUUCAGAUAUUACGUCUGAAAUGGAUGAUCCCUUCAAUUUGGAUCCUGUUGCUUUAGAUUGUGAAAUGGUUGGCAUUGGACCUGAAAAUUCUAGUGCUUUAGGACGAGUUAGUAUUGUUGACUAUGAAGGGAAAGUGUUAUGUGACGUUAUAGUUAAACCUGAAGAAGAAAUUUUCGAUUAUCGGACACAAUGGAGUGGAAUACGUGAAGAAGAUAUGUCUCGUGCACUACCUUAUUUUUAUGUUCGAAAUCGUGUCUACAACAUCCUAUAUAAUCGUAUUGUAGUAGGGCAUAUGCUCAAGAAUGACUUCGCCGUGUUAGAUUUGAGACAUCCUCCUCAUUUAGUACGCGAUACUUGUAAGGUUCCAUAUCCUAAGACACUUGCUGGUUUUCCCACAAAAUCUAAAAUUGGACUACGAGCCCUUACUUUGCGGCUUUUCGGUAUUAGUAUUCAAAAUGGUGAACACUGUUCAAUUGAAGAUGCUCGUGCAGCAAUGGCUAUUUAUCGAUUAGUUGAAGAUCAAUGGGAAGAUGAUUUCAUAUAAUACAACUACUUUUAGUGAUAUUUGUGAAUCAACAUAUUUCAAGAAAAAUAUAUUCCAUAACC